AUGGACUUCUUUACCCGCUUCUACACAGCGUACAGCCGUCCCGUCAAGAUUGCGAUCUCGAUAUCUCUGGCGCUGGUGAUUCUCUUCGCCUACAUUCUCCUGAUAGUCCUCUUUACAAGCCCUCAAGCCCUGCGCAUCGACUCUCUCCUCUAUGUAGGGGAAGAUCCGGCCACUCGCACAAGAUUCACACCGCAGGUCGCCGUCACCCUUCUGUCGGCGAUCCUCACAGGCGCCACGAUUGCGCUGGUCACUCGCUGCGUGGAUGAAUCGCUCUGGAACCACCUCACGCCCUCGACAGCGGCGGAUCGACUCACGGCUGCGGAGAGCCGCAACCUCGCAUUGUGGUCUGUCUCUGCCGUAGCGCGCAUCCGCUACCUCUUCAUCGGGGGAUCGUGGGCGCUCCGUCUCAGUGCUGUUAUGCUGCUAGCUGGCGCCGCUGUGAAUCCCAUCCUCGUGAGUGGCAUUUCGCAGACGCUCGACUCGACCUUCGAGACGGCUUUCCAGCCUCGGAAUAAGAGCUACAACGACUUCAGCGGCUUCUUGGAUGAUGUGAAUACCUGGUAUGCCUCGGGGACGACUCGCGAUCUCCUAGGUGAAGCUGCCUUCCUCACCUCCCUCCAUUCGCUUAAUGCUCCCGCUGCGCAUGUCUGCAAUACCCCCCUGUGCAGGGCAAAUGCCCGUAUGGCUGGAUUCCAAGCGAGCUGCACGUCCGACAAGAUCCCAAACCCGGAUCGAAUCGGCCUCAAGCCCAGCAGCUUUAAGAACAUACGCAGGCAGCUUUUCUGUAGCCAUAAACGCGGCUCCCGAGAUCGAGAUGUCUGCGUCGACCUGGAGUCAAGCGACCCCGAGACAGCCGCCAUGUUCACCAACCAGCGCGCCACCGACACAGAUGGCGACUUCACCACCAUAUUCGGUGCCUACGUUUAUAACUGGUAUACCGGGCAAGAGGAGCGCUUCAUUUACACGGUCGACUGCCGCGUCGGUUAUGGGUGGGUGAACGUAACGCAGGUUGGAUCCAAUCCCCCCGAAGUGAUCCGCUCCAGCUUCCAAGUCAACUUCUCCGGCGGCGCAUAUGGUGCUAACGGAGAGAAAAUUGUUACAUACCCUAUUGGCGUCGCGCUCCUUGGAUGGAAAAAUACCACAGAUGGGCCAACAGUCGCACAACGCAUCGAACGUGCAUGGGAUAUGAACAAUAUCUUCGCGUUCGGGAGGUCAAUCGACAGAAUCGACCUCUCCACGACAAUAGAGACCAGAGUGAACAAAUACGUCUACAACAAACUCGCGCUCUUCAUCCUUAUAGUCCCGUUCCUGGCUUCCAUUCUUGGUGUAUGGAACCGAUGGCAUGUACUGAGUGACGAGCUGAUGCUGGGAUACGAUCCUGUUCGAAUUGUGAGGUGUGGUCCUUUGUAUGGAGUAGAUCCAGCCACUACCGGAGAAGAGCUGGAUAAGAUGGUGGUGGCAAGAUAUAUGCAGGCUGAUAUGGACGGGGAGCAGAGAUAUCAGUUCGUUGCCAGCGGUGUUGAAUUUGUUGCUGAGCUGAGGACACCGAAACAUGGAUAG
This is a messenger RNA of Trichophyton rubrum CBS 118892, 1560 nucleotides long. RefSeq lists its product as uncharacterized. The coding region runs from base 1 to 1560 and encodes 519 amino acids. The transcript has 2 exons. Lineage: Eukaryota; Fungi; Ascomycota; Eurotiomycetes; Onygenales; Arthrodermataceae. The record is from RefSeq and is a predicted model, not a curated record.